Molecule: messenger RNA, 1470 nt
Organism: Aspergillus wentii DTO 134E9
Lineage: Eukaryota; Fungi; Ascomycota; Eurotiomycetes; Eurotiales; Aspergillaceae
Exons: 3
Coding region: 1-1470 (489 amino acids)
Molecular function (GO): nucleic acid binding
Source: RefSeq, a predicted model, not a curated record
AUGACCCAGGAGGAGCUACGAGACGUUUUCGAGCAAAAAUUUGGCCGGCGCGCCGCUCGAUCAUCCAUCGGCGAGAUGCUUCGUUCCGAGUUCGACGAAAUGACUCCUCCGCCUCCCGAACAGCCGGAAAGUACUUAUCCUGAAGUCGAAGUUCAGAUUCCAGUUAAGAUUCCUCGACAAGAACCCUCUCCUCAGCCUGUUGCACCUCCAGAAGAUGCAGUCCUUUCAGAGCUCGAGCAUGUCUUGAAGGUGUACCUGUCCGAAGUCCUGACAGAGACCCGAGUUGAAAUCUCUCUCAUCCGGGAGGUGGCAUACAACCUCCUGUACUUGCAAGGAAUCCCCCGGUUCCCGUUGUCUGAAGAGUGGAUGAGAACAUUUGCAAGGAAAUACAAUUUCCGAAACAAAAUAGAUCGGGCAGAUGACAGUAUGGCCGAUGUGGAGCGUGCGCUGAAAGCUCUUUACAUCAUACUCCUGGCAUACAAGUCCGAAGACAUCUUCAUGACCGACCAUGCCAAGGUGGACUUGCGAGCCAUGCCUGGGAUGGACUUCCCUCCUCAGUUUGUUUCGGCCCUGUUGUGCACCAACGUCGAUGCCCUCGGCAUGGAGUGGCAUUCGGCCCCCAAUGCGAACUUGACCCAUCUCAUCUUGGCCCGCUCGAUUCGCCAGCUGGACAAUCACUGCAACGGCAGAAAAGUUGUGCUGUUGAUGAAACCGACUUUCCUCCACUUGCUCGCCAUUGAUUCCUUUAGAGGGCAGCCUCCACUGCAGAAUAUCACCAUCCACUGGCUGCCUCACGGCAUUCCCGAUCACCACCUCCCUACCCAUCACAUGAUUUCGACAUGGAAAGCACUCUAUCGACUUCAGCUUGUCCGGUGGAUGGCCGGUAAAGUCAAUGACGACCAAGAACCGGAUCGGCACAGGAAUAUGUUCUUGUCCAUUCAGUGGAUGGUUCGAUGCUGGCAUCUGGAGCUUGACACGUGGACCAUCUAUGACUCCUUCCGGCACGCUCUGACCAAGCCGGGUAGCGUCAGAGAGCCUUGCAACGCUGAUGUGAAGGAAGAAUGCCGCGAGGAAUUGCGGAGAAUCCCGGGCCUCGACCCGGACUUCGACGUGGAGGGGUUCUUGCUGCCAGACUCGGAGAGGAUCGAGACGAACAUGGCGGAAGUGACGCGAUGGGUGGUCGACCGAGAGCAGUUCGACCGGGACUGCGCGGCACCGUCACAGGUUGCAGUGCCGGACCGGCCACAGUGGAAGAUGAAUUUCCAUCGGAUGAUGAACGCCAUGGACAGGUUGAUCCACUACAGUGCAUUCCAGGAAGACUGCAAGGAAGACGACAUUCAGUGGCUUUUUCGUAUGUACCAGAAGUUUGCCAGACUUCAUCGUGAACAAGACAAGCUCGACGGGACAGCUAGGCUCGAGGAGCUCGAUAAGGCCAACAAGGCCAACGAGGCCAAUGUGAUAGACAGAUAG